AUGAUCUCUAAGGUUUCCCUUUCUCAUAUCGUCAAGAAUUUCUGCUAAAGAUUUCAUACUUUGCUAAGUAAACUAUUUGGCUCUUAUGAAAUCUAUUUUAGAAAAUCAGAUUUUAUUUUUGUCCUACCCAUUUACACUACUUUGCUUUAAGACUUUAAGGUUAUAACUCGCAAUUCGUCCAUUUCAGUAUAUUUAAAUGGAUUUCAUAAAUAAGAAACAAUUUUUAUUAGUGAAAAAUUGUUAAAAAUCACAAUACUCAAUUUUCAUGUAUUUUGGAUUUCAGCAUUUAUUAUUAAAUCUAACAAAUUGUAAGUAGUAUUGGCUGAGAAUUUUGAGGAAAUUUUGGUCAUGUUUUUAUAAGUCCAUAAUAUUUUUCUUUUAGAAUUUUCAUAAUAAUAAUCAUAGAAGAUGAUAUUUUUCACUUUAAUCCUUAUUGUUCAAAGUUUCUUAUGGAAAUACGAAGAUUAUACAUUAUAUCUAACGAAUGGAAAGUAUUUAGAAUAUCCUAUGAACACAUUAUUUAAUAUUUUGCAUAAUAUCAUCACUAUUUAUCCAUUAAAACAUUAUUCUCAUCUCAGUUUAUAAAUUUAACAUCAUACUAAAAUUAAUUUAUAUAGAUUUGUAUUCCAUUAAGAGAAAACCCAUAUAUAUAUACUUUACAAAAAAUAAAUAUCAUACUUUAUCAUUAGUUAGAAUUAUACUUUAGAAUAAACAUAUCCAUUUUAUUUGUAAAAAGAAGCAGAAGCUGAUAAUUUUCAAGUUUAUUAUGAUUAUUAAGCUUAUUCUUAAUGCGAUUUAUUAUUGAUUAAUUUCUAUCCUAAAAAUGGAAGAAUAGCAACAAAUGAAUACUUAGGAUGUUAAAAUAACAUUCUUUUUGAAUAUCAAUAUACAAUAUUUAUCAUCAACAAUAAAAUUGAUUUAGUCUUUUUGGAUAAUGAAUUCGAACUAAUUUAAUCAUAAAUGUAUCUUACACUAUAUUAACAAUAUCAUGACCUCUAUUGGCUAUAUUGCAAUUGA
Molecule: messenger RNA, 1017 nt
Organism: Paramecium pentaurelia
Lineage: Eukaryota; Ciliophora; Oligohymenophorea; Peniculida; Parameciidae
Source: the annotation of a GenBank genome assembly